AUGACGCCGCAAGAUCGCCUCAUCAAUCGAUAUCUGAUGAACGUUAUCGACCACAAAAUGAACUACUGCCGCAUGUUUCACGCGCGCACGAAGGACGCGGCAGCGAAGCAGUUUGAGGCGUUCCUCGUCCACUUUGAGAAGCUCUUUGGCUUCAAAGUUCACCUUCUGCGGACAGACGGUGGCGGCGAGUACGCCAACGCCGACUUGUUCUGCAAUCGCACGGGUGUAGCGCGCCAAGUAUCGGGAGCGCGCAACCAGGCAUCGAACGGCAAGGCAGAGAGGUGCACCGGACGGUGCUAA
This is a messenger RNA of Peronospora matthiolae, 300 nucleotides long. The record is from the annotation of a GenBank genome assembly. NCBI's taxonomy places the organism in Eukaryota, Oomycota, Peronosporomycetes, Peronosporales, Peronosporaceae.